AUGCACACUCUGGAAGUGUCCGUGAAGCAAGCUGUCAAGUUUCCGUCUACAUGCACCAGCGAGACAACGUUAUUGCUAAAAAAGCUCCUCUCCGCGAACUCCGCCAGCACCAAUGACCACGAUGAAGCACGCAAAAGUGCCAAGUCAACGAGACGACCAAAACAAUCAACAGGGCAAAAGGUUGCCAAAUCAGUCCAGGCCAAAACUCCUGCUAAAUAUGUUCCACUCAAAACAUCGCUUGGAACAGAGGAUGGGCUCUCGCAGAAAGAGAAGCUUGUUUUAGCCACGGACGUAUUCAAUUCCGCGUCAAAGGCACUUUCCGAUUAUGUGAAGCUCUCCUCAAAGUGUCAAGAGUCUCGAGAACCCCGGAAAAGCAGAGUUGACACUCCACAAAAGGCGUUGACUCCUAGACGGCCAUUGCAACCUGUCUCGCCGAAUUCGACCACAUGCUCUCCCGUAAAGACGAAAGUUAUAGACAAGCCUACGCCGAAAACGAGAAUUCAAAGUUGUGGGGUUGUGGAAGUUGCGAAUUGUGCUAGAUUGGCGUUGUCAUAUGUUCGAGACCAGAGGCCACCUCCCUCGGUGGAAACCCUGCAAUUCAAUAGCCAACUAGAGCAAGGUUUUUGCGUCCUGAUCGGGAAGCUUCUUGCUGUUGGUUUGAUUGAACCUGCAAUAAGCGAACUGAGAAAGCUGAAGAGGAGGAUAAAAGGAUAUAUGAUGAACGAAACAUCGAAAGGGAACCCUGAGCGCGCGACGAAACACGCCAACACCGACCAGUGGGACGAACCGUCUAAGGAAACACUAGCAGAACUUAUCCUGUUUGACAGCAUACCUUCUGAUAGACAACUCCUGAAUUUAGUCAUUUCGUUUCAGGCUCAUGUUUUAAAGGCCAUCACCACUGAAAAGAAAGUGGCCAUCGUGAAUAAGCUUUCGGAUCUACUUUUGCUGUCACAACCAAGCAGCCCUGCUAGUAUUAUUCUUACAGCUUGGAAAAAAGGUGUUUUAGAAAACAGCAAGGCGGCACAGCAGUUAUUAUCUCUUUCGCAAACUAUUUUUUCCCUCGCUUCACCGUCGCCAGAUACCGAAGAUGGAAAACGUCACCCUGCAAAACCUCCCAUUAAAUUUAAGGCUACUUUGAAUCUCCAACUACUGGCAUUGGAAAUACGAUGUGUAUGGUGGAAGGUUUGUGGACACAAGUGCGAUAUGGAGAAAGAGUUGUGGCAACCGCUAGCUCGUUAUCUCACGACAUUCUCCAAACGAUGUCCGGCCAUAACAAAAAGCGAUUUUGAGUUCGUGAAGCAAGCUUUCCUUCGUCUAGAAUCAACAGUAACGGCACAAGGAUAUAUUUUCAUGCCCUCUGCCAACAAGGUUGGUCCCGUAUCAAUAGUGAUGAAAGUUCUUGGCCAAUUAGCACAGAGUGCUGAAUGCAAACCCGACGCGCUGAAAUUUUUUGAUGACUGCAUUUCGUCUCUCACGUCUGACCAACCGCUCCUCCUUGGUAUUUGCCAUUGCAAAAUCGCUCUUUUACGAUUGGAGAUGUUGCACAUUCCGAAAAUUGGCCGCCCAUCUAAAGCUGUCUCAGCAGUGUCGGAGGCAUUGAAAUGCUUGGCGUCUCCUUUAAGGGGGAAUCAAUCUGAUCUAGAGGAGUUAGUUAUAGAAUCAGCAAAGCUUAAGAAGGCAGCGAUGGCUUUUCUGAAUACACUCGGCGAAGAUGCCCUAGACGAAAAUGAAGGCUUCUCGGGGCAAAAGACUCUAGCGCUUUACAUCAUUGAUUAUCUCCACAAUUUCGUGAGAUUUUUGACUCGUUACAUUGGACAAGCGGUCCCAACUCACUCGGAUUCUGGGAACGAUGUCAAUUGUUUAUUUUACCAACGGUUUCUGAAAUGCAAAAAUAUUGGAUUGGCAGCUGUUGAUUCGGUUGUUGCGGUGGGGAAAAUAUCAGUUGUCACCAAACGCCCGUCAUGGGCAGAUAUCCAACCUCUUUUGUCCGAUUGCAACACUCUCCUUCAAUAUUUACAUUCUGCAGAGAGUGUUGAGAGUGCAAAUGAUUAUACUGAUCUAACAUCCGCCAGUUUCGUCAAAUUAUCUAACCUGUACUGGUCCCGCUAUGUCAAACAAAAAGAACUUGGGGCAUCGUCUGCCGAUCUCAUCACCCUAUUGGAGCGGUCAACAAGUCUUCUGCGGACAUGUCCACCCGAAAACAAAGUGGGAUUUGUGGCUAUCAAAUACGAACGGCUAGCUACUAUGUACUCUGAUGUUUCUCAAUUCCAAAAUUCCCAAGCAGCGUAUCGGUCUGCUAUUCAGGCUCAUAUAAAAAGUGGUGUUUUGAAAAGCACGGCUCGGAAUGCUGCGACUCAACCACUAUCUUACAUCCUUCAGGAUCCUUCCUUUUUCUUGGGCCGGGUUUUGUCGAGCUAUACUCGGUUUUAUUGGAAACAUGGUUAUGAUCCUUGUGAAGCGGUUUUUGACGAUGCGAAUCUGGAAUCCGACGAGAGAGGAAUCUUACUUGAAUGUCAAGUUAUGGCACUUUUAGAUACAUCUUCAAGUGGAGAAACACAUUCGAGGAUAUCGCCGUUAUCCUUUUUAGUUUCGGCUUUACUUGAUCGAUAUCCACGAAAAACUUAUCCAAUAAGGCGAUUGCGAGUAGUCCUUCACACUAUCCGCUUUUGUUUACAAGUUCCUAAUCAAUUUAGGCCCGAACUUCUUGAAACGAUCCUAGCAGAAGCAAACUUAUUUUUAUCGGACCAACUCGACAUCGGGGAGGAUUCCGGCCUCUUCUUGUUCAAGGAAUCCAUGCUGACCUCUCUCCGUCUGACCUUGGGAUUCUUUCAGGGAGAGCUACCUCCUGAAAACUUGCAGGUAAUCACUCACGCUUGGGCUGCAACUGCACAAAGUUGCCGGACAUGGGAGUCUUUACUUACAAAAGUCGAUAACCCGGACGCUUUGUUCUCACAAUUGAAAGUGCUUGUCAGUUAUUUGGAAGUGCUCGGCUUAUGGAAACUUAGGAUAUCGGCGUUAUCAACACUUCGACAUCUGUUGGAGAUUCAGCAGACGAAGGACUUUCCAGAGAUGAUAUCAUGUUUGUCUCACCUUGGCCUUCAGUAUAGUCGCCUUGGUUAUCUUGACAUGGCGGGACCUAUAUUUAACUGUGGGGAGGACCUUCUCCGUCAUAUCGACGUUCCGCCUUUGGUAUUAGUUUCAUGGAAUGUUGCGCUCGCGGAAUAUCUGAUAGCUAUAGGAAAUACUGACCAAGCAAUGGACACUUUGUCAUGUGCCAAAGUCAUCUUUGAACAAAAUACUAGCUGUGCAUUGAAUUCAAGCUUUCAGACUAGACUAGCUUGGGAAAGAUUGAUAUCUGAAGCUGCCUAUAUCUCUUCUCGAAUAUAUUUCGAACUUGGAUCCGUCAACCGUGCCAUGUUUUUUGCCAGGUGUGCUGUUAAACUCAACAACAGAAUAUGGGCAAAAUUAGACAGAAUCUCGGAGAUGAAGCGAUGUAAAACCCUUGAUUCUUCCGACUCAGAUAUCGAUGAUCUCUCCAACAAGGUCAAUGGGAUCGGCUUAACAUCAGAUGGUGACGGCACACGGGAUAACUACCGUGAGGGCUCGUUGUAUUGGCCGCUUUUUACCUCACAUCACAUUGGACUUGUCAACCUGUCCAGACUUUCCGCUCACAAUGGCCUUUUUCAGGAUUGCAUCUAUUUUGGGGAGCAGGCGUUAAAAAUUUGCAAGGCUAUCGGCGCCACGUCCUCUACUUUCCUCACCCAGGCUGAACUGGGAAAUUCCUGGCUCCGCGGCGGCCACGUUCAUAAAGGCCAUGAGCUAUUAGAUAUUGCCUCGAGCGCAUCGAAUUCGCUUGAUCAAAAUCUAGAUACGGUAGCUUUUCAUAUGACUUUCUCCCUCUUUCACCGACUUCGGGGAAACCUGGAUGAGAGAAACAAAUCGCUUCAGUUGGCUCAUCAAACUUUAUUGGAUAUAUCAGGAUAUACCACAGCCGAACCAACAGACGAUCUAGCUUUGGAGCCCGAUUUUGAAGUAAAAAUGAGCCAGCUGACAAUAAAAACUACAAAACAGCGUCAAAAAGCCUCCGGUAGUCGGAAAACAAAGGCAAGAUGCGCAAAAACGCUGGAAACCCCCCCCUCCGAUUCCAGAGUCCCAACUGGUUCGACUGGCGAAACCGCACUCCAACCGCUCUCGUUUUCACAGUUCCGAGUCGAUUUGCUAAAUCAGCAGAUAGAGGAUUUGUUGUCGAGACAAGAUUUUGCGGAUGCGUCUGCCCUUCUUGAACAGGCAGAGCGGCUCCCAAAAUGCAAAACUCGCGAGAUGUCUUAUAUGAUCACCAAGGCGCAGUUCUUACUUGCCAAUUGGAUCCAACAGCUCACUACCCAUGCUGUGUACUGUGUUCUGCCAGAAUCUACAAUAUCCCUACCAAUGAUAAAUCUAACAAAUGAAGUUGUGGAAGAAAAGCCAUCUUCGACGGGCUCUCGCAGCACGAAAAGGCUAGUUCCGACAACUAGAACAAGAGUUGGGGCGUCGACUACGAAAAGUCAUGCUCGGGCUCGCCCCAAAGAUUUCGCUGACACGAUACUCACAGCAAGUAGCUUACUUCCCGCUAUUGCUUCUUCCGCCCCUGUUUACGGUUCAACCAACGACAACCACAGUAUUUCGUACAUUUCAAGCCAAAUAUGCAUGGUGUCACAUGCGACAUCCUCCAAAUUGGAAGGGUUCUCCGGCCCGUUACAGGCCGCAGUUUCGAUAGAAAACGGACGAAACUUGGCCUUCUUGAGAGAGCAUUCUUCUAUUGCAAUUGACAAAGAGCUGUGUGGCUCCGUUGAACCUUUGAAGUGGCCAGCUUUACCCAACAAUUUUGCGAAAGCCGAUGAACUCAGAUCCACUGAAUUUAUGUUAGAUUAUGUGGAUACCUUGCCAAAUACGUGGAACGUCCUUUCUUUAACAGUAAGCGAGGACCAUAAGGAGUUCAUCAUAUCCAAGUUACGCUCUGGAAAGCCACCCUUUUUGCUCCGUCUUCCAUUAAAGAGGGGAAACUUGGAGGAGAUGGAUGCGGACGACUCCGAUUUUGGAGAAGGAAAAAAAGAACUCCUAGAAAACAUUCGGCUAGCCAAUGAGAGCGCACACAACGCCCGAGCCCGUGUCGAAAAGAGUGCGAAAAGGGAAUGGUGGUCUACGCGCCAAUCGUUAGAUAAUCGCCUUAGAGACCUCCUUAGCAAUAUCGAAACUGUUUGGUUUGGCGGUUUCCGCGGCAUAUUCUCACAGUCCCCACGAAAUACUUCUCUUCUUUCCCGGUUCAUUGACUCUUUUGGGAAAAUUCUCGACAAACACCUUCCAUCAAGAAGACAACGUGGAAGAGGCCGAGUGCAUAAACCGAAUUUCCACCAGGAUGUUAUGGAAUUGUUCGUCAACAUCGGGAAUAUUGACGACUGCUCAGACGCGGAAGACCUUGUUAUGGACCUUUUGUAUUUCGUUGUCGACAUACUCCAGUUCCACGGGGAAAGGAAUGCAUAUGACGAAAUCGAUUUCGAUUUGAUGGUUGUUGAGACUCUCGAUGCGAUUCGCUGCUAUAAGGAAAAUGAGAAAAGGGAUAGGAUAUCCACUCAGUCAGGCCACACAAUACUCAUUCUCGACAAAGAGCUUCACUCCUUCCCAUGGGAGUCCCUCAAUUGUUUGCGCGGAUCCUCUGUUUCUCGAAUGCCAUCUCUACAUCAUCUGAAAGUCACGCUGUCAAACCUCCAAGCCAACAAUGAUCUUGGAGAGCGGUUUGAUGGAUUCCGCAUUGACCGAAAUCUUGGCUCAUAUAUUCUCAACCCCGGAGGGGACUUAAAAUCGACCCAAAAUACUUUUGAAAAUUCAUUGUUAAGCUUGGAUGGGUGGAGCGGGAUCACCAACCGAGAACCAAGUGAAGAUGAAUUCAAGGAAUAUCUGGAAAGCAAAGAUUUACUUCUCUACUUUGGUCAUGGAAGUGGGGCCCAAUAUAUUCGGGGCAGGACUAUCAAGCGCUUAGAUCGGUGUGCUGUCACCUUCCUCAUGGGUUGUAGCAGUGGUUCGCUGACUGAAGCGGGCGAAUUCGAGCCGUAUGGGACACCGAUCAACUAUAUGCAUGCUGGGGCACCCGCUCUUGUAGCCACUCUUUGGGAUGUUACUGAUAAGGACAUCGACCGUUUUGCGCAAUCCACAUUCGAGCAAUGGGGUCUCAUGGACAAGGUGCCAGUUGAGACCAAGCAAGCAAGCAGAACUAAAGGGUCAAAGACUAUGAAUCCUCUUCUUCCUAGACCAAUAAAGCCGUCCCAAAUGGGUGGUCCAGUAGGACUUGAUACCGCAGUUGCUAAUUCCCGAAGUGCUUGCAUUUUGCAAUAUCUUAACGGAGCAGCUCCAGUGGUGUAUGGUGUUCCGGUGUUUUUGAAAUAA
Messenger RNA from Histoplasma mississippiense, 6420 nucleotides. RefSeq lists its product with no specific name. NCBI's taxonomy places the organism in Eukaryota, Fungi, Ascomycota, Eurotiomycetes, Onygenales, Ajellomycetaceae. Gene Ontology annotation, molecular function: cysteine-type endopeptidase activity. The record is from RefSeq and is a predicted model, not a curated record. Gene Ontology annotation, cellular component: mitotic spindle pole body; centrosome; mitotic spindle. Bases 1 to 6420 code for a protein of 2139 amino acids. The transcript is spliced from 3 exons. Gene Ontology annotation, biological process: meiotic chromosome separation; proteolysis.